Molecule: messenger RNA, 2020 nt
Organism: Rhagoletis pomonella (apple maggot)
Lineage: Eukaryota; Metazoa; Arthropoda; Insecta; Diptera; Tephritidae
Product: zinc finger and SCAN domain-containing protein 5A
Cellular component (GO): nucleus
Molecular function (GO): zinc ion binding
Source: RefSeq, a predicted model, not a curated record
UAUCGAAGAGAUGUUGGAGGAAGAAGAGGAGGCGGAAGAUGGAGAGAAUGUGAAGCCGGUUUUGCGCAAACUAACACAGUUACCCAAAAAACGCAAAGAUGAAGCAGUACAAGCGAAUUCCAACCGAAAAUCAAAUGAUGAAACAUAUGUGGAAGAUGACGAGCAACCCACUAGCACGGCACGCGAAGCCGCCAAAAUCGAGAACCAAGUAGAUGAGAAUCAGUGCCGUGUCUGCACGUCCAAGGAAGCACUUGUCAGUCUUUUUAACGCAACUAGUAAGCAAACUAUAGCAGACAAGUUAAUGAUCAUCUGCCCAACAGUUUCCAUUGCUCAGAAGGAUUUUAUGCCGCAAUUCAUUUGCAAUCCAUGUUUGGAUAAAGUAAAUAUCGCCUUAGAGCUGAAAACGCAAUGUGAAACAACCGAGCGGGAAUUGCGCAAAAAAUUGUCACGUAGUAAGAAUAAAGUACGGCGACCGGCUGGCUAUGUGGUCAUAGAUGCUACAUUGGACUCAGAUCCAUCAGAUGAGGAGCCUAACGAUGAUGUAGAAUUUAAAGUAUCUGACGAAGGUGGAAUAACUGCCGAAGAUGAUUCCGAUGAUUCCGAUUUCGGUUCUCCAAAAAAGAAACGGUCCCCACGUGUGGCAGCUGCUAAGAGGGGUAAACGCAAAUCGGCCGCAGCUACUCCGGCGCCAAAAGUAAAAGAGAAGAAGCGUGUGGGUGGGCGCCCAGCUUCAAAACGGUCUUUGCCAUCACCAGAAGUAAUAAUAAAAGAGGAGAGCAGCGACGAAGAUGAGGAGCCAAAAGAGAAACAAGUAAAGAAAAGGAAAACCAAGAAUACACCACAGUCGGAUGAGGCCGAAGAUAAGCCCAGUGAGUUCCCUUGCGACGAAUGUGAACAAGUGUUUGCACGUAAACUUUCCUUGAUUCUACACAAAAAGGCGCAUAAUCAACGACAGCCCAUCAAGUGUGAAACAUGUGGGCAAAUAUUUAAGAUACAGGGUGCCUAUCGUAAGCAUGUGCAAAAACACACCGAUGAGCCAUCCGGCUUUGAAUGUAGCAAAUGCGAGUAUACAGGCAGCAGUAAGGCGGAAUUACGUCGACACUUGGUAGAGGAGCAUGACGAACAGGGUGUGCUGCAUCAAUGCGAGAAAUGUAAGCGAAAAUUUGUUUCCGAGGCACGGUUAGAAAAGCAUAAAGAAGGACGUUGUCCAGGUGUGGAACGUGUGGCGAAAAUAAGGCUCGAUGUGGAAAGUUAUACGGUUGGAAAGGACUUAUUCAAAGCAGUGGCACCGCUCACAACAACCUACUGGAGUGAUAGUUUCUCCGAUUAAGCACUUCUAGCCAUAUCUGUUUGCAUAAGGCAUCCAUAAGUAUGACGGUAAUUACAAGACAUUAGUGUUCUUUUCGCCGAUCAAUGGAAUUGUUUUGAUUUUUUUUUCAAUAGCAUAGAUUUAUUAAGUUCAUUUCUGUUAAAAAUAGAUGAAUCAUAAAUUUGAGAAUUCAAGAAAUCGCAAUAUUGCUAUUUAUGUACGUAUGUUUAGUUAUGAUUUGCAGAACGGCGCAAAAUGAAAUUAACGCUAACAUUUUUCAUAGAAAUUUAAGAUCUCCGGUUUGUGAAAUAAACUGUCUUAAAUAUGAAAUGUAUCAAUAUACUUAAAGAAAUUGAAGAUAUAUUACGAACAUUUUUCCUGUUUAAAUUUUAUUACCAUUCUUUCCAACAGGAAAUAUAUUCAUUAAUCUUUGGAAUUUGUUGUAAUAGGAACUUAUGUUUUCGAAUUAUAAAUAUUGUAAUUAAAGAUGUAAUUUUGAUAUGCUGUACAAUUGUAUCAGUUUUAUUAUUUGACAAAAACGACCUUUUCCUAGCAUUAGUGAUUAAUGUAAAUCCAAAUUUGUAAGAAAAUAUUUCUAAGUGUGGCUUUGUAAAGAAACCCCCUUCUAGUGUAUCAUGAAAAUGAGUAAAAUCUACUUUUCCGUAAAAUAAAGUAAAUUAAGUAAAAACCAGUGUCUCACUUGCACUUUAA